AUGCCCCCAGAUGGCUUGCGGCUUCCCUCCUCAGCAUCCGUCACCAGCCUCACCAAACCGAACAGCGUCCGUAGCACUCGCGCGCCGCCUUCAACCUUGAAGCCUGUGGUGACUGCUCCCCCUUGGGCCCGAGACGAACCACCUUCGCCCACAGAAGGCGACCGGCCUACGUCCAGCGAAACGAUUCGGCAUCCACUUGAAUAUCGUGUGUCCGACGUAACCUCGUACGCAUCGUCCGACAUCCCAGAGGACCCAGGCCCAUCUCGCUGGUGGAUUUUCACGCGCCAUCGCCAUUCCUCCUCGCAGACCGACCAGAGCGUUCCUCUCACGAGCAGUCCGCUGCGGAAGGGCCUGCGGGAAUGGGACAGAUCGCUUUCCAUACCCUGGCUAGGCACCUCCAACCACCAGCGUUCGUCCGAAGGCAGCCCUGUUCUAUACAAAGGUCACGAGAACGGUUUAGGAAGUCCUUUUGCAUUAGAGCGCCCCCUGUUCGCCGCUGAUCCCCUGCACGUUGACAUCCCUCCCCCGCCGAGCGCACCGUACACCAUUGCACAGAAUGCUACCCCGGGCUGGGAUACACCCUGGACUGCCCGUCCCCUGGAUCUCGUUUCAAGAGGCCGGCCUACCCACGAGGACAUCGGAGAGCUGCCAACUAUGAAUGGACAAGCCGACCACAACGAAAAAGUCGGUUCAUGGGCGAAACGAAAAAAGAGGAUUCGGACUUACAUGAUAUAUAACCCAUAUGUUCCGCUGCUGUUCCGUUUCAUCAAUAUUGCGUUUACGACCGCUGCGCUAGCUGUGGCGAUUCGAAUACGCAUGAUUGAGCGGGAAAAUGGUGUUAUGGGUGCUGUUGGUUCUUCUCCGACUCUGGUGGUAAUUUUUGGUUCUUUGACUCUUGUACAUGUUAUGAUCGCCAUAUACGUUGAAUAUUUCGGUCGUCCUGUUGGUCUGUGGCACACGUCAAGUAAACUCGCAUAUACCCUGAUUGAGGUCGUGUUCAUCUGUGCUUGGUCUGCGGCACUCGCACUCUCUUUUGACAAUUUCUUCACCUCCCUGAUACCCUGCGCCUCCGACUCCAACAUCUCAUGGUACAGCGAACUCCCGCGACCUAUGAUCGCCGGGCUGACGAACAACGAAGGCACCGUAGGAGAUUCGAUAUGCGACGACCAGCUCGCAUUGAUCUGUCUCAAUAUUCGAGAGAGUCAAGUAUCAUCCUACAACGACUAUAUCCUGAUGUCUUCCACGAGAGCUACUGGCAUCUCAGACGAGUUGGCCAAAGUAGCGCUGUCGGUGGACAUAUUCACUAGCGGCACGUUGGCGAAAGAUGCGAAAAAAAAAAUGGCAUGUAGCAGCGCGUCCCAGACUACCAAGCGAGGCAAGGAGUCUCAAUAUGUUCAGAAGUGGUCCGGGCAGGAUGCGGACCCGAAGAACACAACCGACCUUUGGAUCCAGAUAGGCUACGAUGACGAGCGGCGGCAACAUGCCAGGCUUGGGGAUCGCGAUGACGAGCAUGUAUGUAUUCCAUGGAGGCCAGUAGCUAGACGAGUGCAUGGACUGUGGCAACCAUCGAGCGGUGCGCGUUACGACGAGGAUUGGGCAGAUGGUGCAUCCAUCCUCAUCCAGGGCAGAUUGCAACUUCAAGGGUGGUUAGGGCGCCACGCCAGGAGGGGCGCUCCAGGGCAAGCGGAGGGCCUUCUAGGUGCAUACUACGCCGACAUUGGAGACUCGCGCAGGGAUCUGGUGAUGGACUCGAGUUAUGUAACCUCCUAG
This is a messenger RNA of Fibroporia radiculosa, 1770 nucleotides long. RefSeq lists its product as uncharacterized. Gene Ontology annotation, biological process: positive regulation of catalytic activity. The record is from RefSeq and is a predicted model, not a curated record. The transcript has 7 exons. Lineage: Eukaryota; Fungi; Basidiomycota; Agaricomycetes; Polyporales; Fibroporiaceae. Gene Ontology annotation, cellular component: cell periphery; fungal-type vacuole. Bases 1 to 1770 code for a protein of 589 amino acids.